Messenger RNA from Oryzias latipes (Japanese medaka), 1797 nucleotides. RefSeq names its product E3 ubiquitin-protein ligase znrf2. NCBI's taxonomy places the organism in Eukaryota, Metazoa, Chordata, Actinopteri, Beloniformes, Adrianichthyidae. The record is from RefSeq and is a predicted model, not a curated record. Gene Ontology annotation, cellular component: intracellular membrane-bounded organelle; membrane; cytoplasm. Gene Ontology annotation, molecular function: ubiquitin protein ligase activity. Gene Ontology annotation, biological process: proteasome-mediated ubiquitin-dependent protein catabolic process; protein K48-linked ubiquitination.
UGACUUUGACCAAACUGCCCCACAGCAGGAGGAGGAGGGCAAUCCUGUUUUUAUUUUUCUGUCCAGACGGCUGCAGAUAAGUACAAAAACAAAGUGGGAGCAGAAGAGCUUGGGGUCUGCCGCUGCGCCUCAGCCCUCGUCUGGAGCGCAGGAGCCGCUGGCGCGAUCCCGCAGAGGUCUUCUCCACUUUGUCUUCUUCUUCCCAUUGUUAUAAAAAAAGUGGGGGGAGGAGGAGGGCUGAGCUACGAAGGGAGAGACAGAAAACAACCCCGAACAACUGAGAGCAAGUUCAGCGUCAGCGUGUGCGCACUUUACGCACGGGCAGAAAUCUGACAUGCGGGACCGCGGCUGAUUCCUGUCCUUUUGUUGGCUUCCUCCCUUCAGAAGUCACUGUCAUAAUGUCUCGUGCAAGAAAUCUUUAAUAAAAGCCGACGCAGCAUCAUGGGGGCCAAACAGAGCAGCCAGGUGUUUGACGGCAGGACUCGGGCUUACUCCAGCUCAGACCUCCCGUCUGGGAACUCCGGUGGACGGGAAAGGAUUUCGGGAUUGAGGUACACCAACGGACCCGACGGACCCCGAAUCCGAUACACAGCUGGAGGCCCGAACAGCUCCGGGCUGAGUAUCCCGGCCGGCGGCAGGUCAGGGUCACACAAUCAGAGCCUGGAUGGCACAGAUGAGGUGGAAGGCCAGCUGCCCCCCGACAGCCACAGGUUACUCAUAGGCUCUCUGCCGGCACAACUAUCGCCUCGCCUGCUGGGAGGAUUCCACUGUCCUGUUUGCUCCAAGUUUAUGGCAGCAGAUGAAAUGGAGAAGCACCUGCUCAUGUGUUUCAGCAAGACGCGCCUCACCUACAACAAGGACAUCCUGUCCAGAGACUCUGGGGAAUGUGCCAUUUGUUUGGAGGAGCUGGAGCAGGGAGACACCAUCGCCAGGCUUCCUUGCCUCUGUAUCUACCACAAAGGGUGCAUAGAUGAAUGGUUUGAGGUGAACCGCUCAUGUCCGGAACAUCCUGCUGACUAGAUGCUGCAAAACUUCACCUUUAAUCUUCGACACAUUGAAGCCAACUUUGUGCCCUGUUUGGAUCCUAACACUGUUCCAGCUGAGCAUCAGCGUUCCUCAGGGAUUAUUAAAGACUUUUUUUGUAUUCCCUCACAGAGAAGCAGUGAACUUUGGAGAUAUUUCUGCGUGGACUGUGACUUUCAAAGAAACAAAGGUGGAGUUGUUUGUCUUCAUGACAAACGUGAAUGUUCCUCAAGCCGCCUUUUGGCCUCAAAAGGAUGCAACCUUGAGUCUGAUCCAAAAUGUUAUGAAGACCUGGGUGUUUUGCAGAGGAGUUGUAAAUCUUAAAAUGGUGAAAGGGGGUUUGAGCGCUAUGUGACUGCUGAGAGACUUGACCAGACGGCUGAUUUUGUGCAAUAUGAAAAACAGCCAAAACAAAUUUAAAACAGUCUUUAUCAGCUUUAAAGAGUGAAUGCAGUGUUUGACGAUAGUCCGGAAGCUGACUAUCACUGUUGUUUGUAAAACAAUCAUGUGUCCUACAUAAGAUCGUGUAACAUAGUUGGAUUUUAUGAAUCAUGUGUCCAUUUAAAACCACAGAGAUGUGACUGUGUAGCUUAAAGGGGAAAUUAAAAUGAUGUAUCUAAUGAUAAUUGAACUCUCUUUAGGAGUGCCAUAAUGUGCUGCUAUGUUAAAGACUGGAAAGUUUUCCUAUAACCUUUGAACUGUGUUCGUUCUUUCUGUUUGUACUGUAAUGAAUUGCACAAUAAAUUUUUUAUCUGUGUUUUUUCCUGCUUAAAA